Balaenoptera acutorostrata (minke whale) is the source of this 7299-nucleotide messenger RNA. It is a transcript of the gene PARS2, whose product is annotated as prolyl-tRNA synthetase 2, mitochondrial. Lineage: Eukaryota; Metazoa; Chordata; Mammalia; Artiodactyla; Balaenopteridae. Gene Ontology annotation, molecular function: ATP binding; proline-tRNA ligase activity. The record is from RefSeq and is a predicted model, not a curated record. Bases 1518 to 3173 code for a protein of 551 amino acids. Gene Ontology annotation, cellular component: cytoplasm; mitochondrion. The transcript is spliced from 3 exons. Gene Ontology annotation, biological process: prolyl-tRNA aminoacylation.
UCACAAACUUUUGAAUAAUACUCGUCUCCUAGUGUGUUUCCUCCGUUGUGAAAUUGCAGGACUUCCUUCCUUGUCUGCCUCGGGUCGUUGUGACUGGGAAGUUGUUAGAAAUACAGGUUCUCUGCCCACACCCCAGACUUAACUGAAUCAGAAACUCAGGGGAUGAGGCCCCACCAUCAGUGUUUUAACAAGCCCUCCAGGUGAUUCUGAUGCUUGCUUAAAUUUAAGAACCACUGGGCUACCGUAAUGUAGCAAGCUGUACUGAGGGCCUUCUCAAGCCAAGCUGAGAAAGUAAGGGAAAGAAAGGAGGGGGUGGACUUGAGAGAAAUCUUGGAGACAGACUCAGUUGCUUGCGGAGGAGUCAGGGGUGAAGGAGUUUCUGGCUUGGGCCACGGGCCCGAGGUGGGACCUUAAGUGAUGGCUCCAGGUGUCAACCACGUGUGCCUUGCCUCCAGGCCUGCACUUUUCCACGCAGUCACACUAGGGCUCUGUGGCCGUGCCUCCUAGCCGUUUUCAGGUCAUAGGCCACAUAGGAAAUGAUAACAUUUGUACAGUGCCCAGGGGAAAUGGAUGAAGCUGCUUGAGGUUGGAGGAGACCAGCUGGAGGAUUGAGGCUGCUGAAAGCUGGAGGGAACCACCUGGGGGGAUUUGAGCUUCCCAGAGCUGAGGGGAAUUAGUAACCUGUUCUCAGCAUACUGCAGAAGAGCUUUGUCCCAUGGGAUUUGCUGAAGAUCAGGGGUGCUCACUAAAUUUGGCAACAUAAAUCAAGAACCUUGAAAGAGUUUAUACCCUUUGACUCAGUAAUUCCAUUCCUGAAGAUCUCUCCCAAAUAUAUAACAAAAGAAAAGAAAGCCUUCUGUUGUAGAUUACAUACAACAGAGAAAAUUAACAGCUCUCUGGAGAAUCGUUUUUGAUCUAGUCAAUGAAAUGUUGUACUGCCCUUAGGAAUGUGUGAAUAUUUUGUAAAAUCAUACAGAAACCUACGUGCUCAUUCAUUAGACACUUGUCUAGUAAGCCCCUGAUCUGUGCUGAGUGGUGAGCGAGUUAGAUCUGGUCCUUUCCUCCACAGAGCUGACUGCCUGGGGGAAGACCAGCAGCGGAAGGAACAGUAACUCCAAAGAGCGAUUGGUGUUUGAUAGGGGAUCAGGGGCUGCUGCAGGAGAAGCUGGCCUUUGGGGUAUGGGGAGUGGGUCAAGGAAGGCAUCCUAGAAGACAGGGUGGCACUCCUAAGGCCUGGAGGAUGAGUAGAAGUUGGUAUGCAAAGGGGGGGAGGAGCAUUCUACCAAAAGGAACUGUGUUUUAAUAAUGAGUCUGCUGAAGCUGGAGCACAGAGAGGGCACUGGUGAGAGGAGGCCAGAGGGGACGAGCAGCUAGCUCACGUGGGGCCAUGUGCACUGUGAAGGUCAGAAGCUUAGACCUGAUUCUAAGGGUAGCAGGAAGCUGUUGGAGGAUUUUAAGCAAGAAAAGCUGUUGCUGUAUGUGUUUUGGAAGUAUCCCCUGUGGCUACAGCGUGGAGAAUGGAUUGGAGGAGGGUGGGCCUGGAAGCUGGGAGCCCAAGUGAAGAGGCUGUAGCAGUAGCCCAGAUGAAGAAACUGAGCACAGAGGAGUUGAGUCAUGUCCCAAGCUACACAGGGUGCAGUUACUGGGAAGCCGGACUGGGAUCCAAGCUGCCUGAUUCCAGAGCCAAUGCUGUCACCACGCAUUGGUGUCUCCACAGCGCAAGUGCCUUCUUACGCCGGGGUGUGAUGGAAGGGCUGCUGACAAGAUGCAGAGCGCUGCCUGCCUGGGCCACCUGCAGUCCCCAGCUCUCGGGGUACGUUCCUCACAGGUUUCACCACCGUGCCCCAGGGAGAGGGAAGCGCUUGAUGCUGUCCCGCAUGUUCCAGCCCCAGAACCUUCGGGAAGACCAGGUGCUCUCUCUAGAGGGCAGAUCUGGCGAGCUGACCUGUAAGAGCCAGCGGCUGAUGCUGCAGGUGGGCCUGAUUCACCCGGCAAGCUCCGGCUGUUACCACCUCCUGCCUUAUACUGUCCGUGCCAUGGAGAAGCUUGUGCGGGUGAUAGACCAGGAGAUGCAGGCCAUCGGGGGACAGAAGGUCAACAUGCCCAGCCUCAGCCCAGCAGAGCUCUGGCGAGCCACCAGCCGGUGGGACUCGAUGGGCAAGGAGCUGCUAAAACUUAGAGACAGACACGGCAAGGAGUACUGCUUAGGACCAACUCACGAGGAAGCCAUUACAGCCCUGAUCGCCUCCCAGCAGACACUGUCCUACAAGCAGCUCCCGCUCCUGCUGUACCAGGUGACGAGGAAGUUUCGGGAUGAGCCCAGGCCCCGCUUUGGUCUUCUCCGAGGCCGAGAGUUCUACAUGAAGGACAUGUACACCUUCGACUCCUCCCCUGAGGCCGCCCGGCAGACCUACAGCCUGGUGUGUGAUGCCUACAGCAGCCUGUUUGACAGGCUGGGGCUGCAGUGCGUCAAGGUCCAGGCAGACGUGGGCAGCAUCGGGGGCACGAUGUCUCACGAGUUCCAGCUGCCGGUGGACGUCGGAGAGGACCGGCUUGCAGUCUGUCCCAGCUGCGGCUUUUCGGCCAACAUGGAGACUCUGGACUUGUCACAGACAAACUGCCCUGCUUGCCAGGGGCCACUGACCAAAACCAAAGGCAUCGAGGUCGGGCACACGUUUUACCUGGGCACCAAGUACUCCUCCAUUUUCAGUGCCCAGUUCACCAAUGUCCACGGCAAGCCAUCCCUGGCUGAAAUGGGGUGCUAUGGCUUGGGUGUGACGCGGAUCUUGGCCGCUGUCAUUGAAGCUCUCGCUACAGAAGACUGCAUCCGCUGGCCCAGCCUCCUGGCCCCUUACCAAGUCUGCCUCAUUUCCCCCAAGAAGGGCAGUAAGGAGGAGGCGGCCGCAGAGCUCACAGGGCACCUGUAUGACCACAUCACAGAGGCGGUGCCGCAGCUCCGAGGGGAGGUCCUGCUGGAUGACAGGACCCAUCUGACCAUUGGAAACAGACUGAAAGACGCCAACAAGUUCGGCUACCCCUUUGUGAUCAUCGCGGGCAAGAGGGCCCUGGACGACCCUGCACAUUUUGAGGUUUGGUGCCAGAACACCGGAAAGGUGGUCUUCCUCACCAGAGAGGGAGUCCUGGAAUUACUGAGCCAAGUGCAGGUUGUCUGAACGCCCCCGGACCCCUCCCACUGCAUCUCACAGUCUCGGUGUUCAUUCUAACGCUGCCUUUCUUAUAUUGCUUUCCAGAGCUGGUCUCCCCAGAAAGAGGGCAGCUCAUGGAAGGUGAGACCAUGUUAGGAAAACCAAUUGUUAUCCAGUCAUCUGUUCGGACUAUUUGUAUUUAAAGUCAUUAUCUUGAUCCCUUUGUCUGGCUGGCCCUGCUGCCACACAUCAUUCCUUUUAUAUUCUAUUCGGAGGUAGUGGCUAGAAGGAGCCAAGUUGUCAUCUUGGCCCUCAGGAGAGUCACUUCCCUCCUCUCAGAGGAGUUUCCCAUGUGUAGGAUGGGGCCUCCCCAGUGGCCGAGGCCCUUCCAGCUCCAGCAGUCCAACCACGGCCCUCUUGCUGCAUUCGGUCCAGAGAGGCCGCCCGCCUGUCUUCCUCCAUUGAGAAGUUGGCCUGAUGGUCUGGGGAGAAGAAUCAGGACACCUGACUGCCACUGACUCACUGGUGACUUGGACACGACCCCUCCCCUGCUGGGGCCUCAGUUUCCCCAUCUGUGAUGUGAGAAAAUGGAACUAGAUCUGUAAGGUCCUUACAGCUGUGACUGGCUGGUUCCUGGAGAGGUUCAUGACAGGCAGAUCAGAUCUGAUCUGUUCCUCUGAUCCUCCAUCGUCUAAGCUACCCAGAAGGUUAAUACAGUUAGCUAAGGGCCCCCAAACCACCUCCAGAGACCUGGCCCUUCCUCUUGAGGUGGCUUAGCACUGAGAUCAUGUUAUAUUGAUUGAAUAAAGUCAAACUAUUGGGAUGAGCCUUGCAUGUUAAUUGGAAACAGUGCUAACACCUGCCAUGUUAACAGUGCAGUGGCUUCCUGCCUGGAAACUUUCCUUUUUCUACUCUUUCUCCACUCAAAAAAGAAAAUUGGGUGGCUGGGAAAAUGUGUGUUAAACCAUUUCUUCCCACAAGUGUGAGGGGCAGCAGGCUUCAAGUGCCAUGGUGACUUCGUCCUGCGUGCAGAGUUGCAUCCUAGCGCCAUGCACGACAGCGGUGAAUAUUAAGAGAAGGUCUCUGCCUGAGCCCUGGGGAGAGCUGGCAGCGGGCUUGAGCUUUCAUUGCUCCUGCUUCCAGGAGCAGAAUCAGGUUCUCCAUCCUCGGCCCCCAGGGUCAUGCCUUGUCCAAACCUAACAAGAAUCUCUCAGGGCGGCUCAAAGCCACCCCCUCCUGAAACAUGCUCGGCAGCUCCUGGCAGUGGUUCUGUCUUUGGCUCCCCCUAUGCUCGCCUGCUCAGCACCGACGCCCUUCUUUUUUGCUUUGCGGGCACAGCUCACUAUGGCGGCCAGCCUCUUGUUGAUGGUCAGCUCCCUGAGGCUGGGGUCCUAGGCUGAUUCCUAGUGCACUGAAGUUCUUGUCUCGGCCUGUUGUUCUACCUGCCAAACAGCUUCCCAGCAGCUUGUGACCACUGUUCCUGCCAGAGUAACCUCACCCCCAGCACUCACCAUCAGGUUUCCUAAUGAUUCCCAGGCCUGCCGCUGGGCUGUGGGCCAGCAUUCAGGCCAGGAGACAGGGAUUCUGAGAGCAAACCCAGAAAGGCUGGAUCGUAAGGCAGGAAUCUUACCCUUGGCUGCACAGUGGAAUCCCCUGCGUCCCACCCCGAGGUUCUGUUCUGGGGUGUGGCCUGGGCAUCGGCAGUUUUAAAACUCCCCAGAUGAUUCUAAUUCAUAAAGUUGAUGGAGUGCCUUCUGAGUCUACAUUGCAAGGUUGAGUAUUUGAGUCAUUUCGGUUGUGCGUUGUCAGAUUGGUGUGAGCUCUCUGCUUUCAGUGGUCUGGUCAUUCAUUUGUUGAGGGCCUGCAUGUGCCACUGUGCUGUGAGGCCCUUUUAUAUGCCGUGUUCAGACCUUAAAACUGUGCAAGGUAGGUGCUGUGAAAUCCUCAUUUUACAGAUGAGGAAACCUGAAACUCCAUUUGAGCAACUUAAUCAAGGAUGCACAGCUAUUACAUAUCAGAGCUAGAAUCUGAGUACUGACCAAAACCUGUGCCUGUCCCACUAUACCGCAUGGCCUCUGCCUGGGCAAAAUGAGUCCGAUAAGUAAAAGAUUAUUUAUGUCUGUCUGAUCAAGUUAGCCUGAAGUAGAGAAAUUAGAAUUCGUGCAAAUGGGUGCUUUAAAUAUAUAUUUUUAAUUUUAAAUUUGUGCUCCAUAAGCCUACUUAUUUAUGGAAGGCUAGCCUAAUGUAAGAAUAAGCACUUUUAAAAAUCAGAUUCAGACUUUCCUGGUGGUCCAGUGGUUAAGACUCCACCCUUCCACUGCAGGGGGCACGGGUUCAAUCCCUCGGGAAACUAAGAUCCCACAUGCUGCAGGGUGCGACCAAAAAUAAAUAAAUAAAUAUGCAUUUGCCUCCUCAUUAAAAAAAAUCAGACUCAGGGAAUAGAGAACCAAUUAAUUUAAAACGCUCAUAAAUGUGUAUGACACAGAACGAUUUGAGGGUGAUGUAGAAUCAUGGACCUUUAGAAUGGGAGAACUUGGAGCAUGCCUGUCCAGCCCUCGUUUCACAGAUGGGAGACAGGCCUGCAGUGGAAAUUAACCUGCCACAACCCAUUUUACUGGCAAACCGCCUGAUUGCAGGCCAGGUGCUACGUCCCCUAAGUUAGGCUACCUUGGGUCCAUCUUGUUGCAGGGAGUGAUGUCUGGCUGAGUCAGCCUUUGAGCUACAGAAGUGCUGUAGGUUUGAAACAGGUACCCAUGCUGUAUUUUCCAAGGGAGACACAUACAAGGAGCACAGUGAUUUGCUCAAGGUCAAGCUGAACUGAAACCCAGGUGUCCUGAUUACUUAGCCAGUGUCCUGUAGCCAGGGGCAGUAUAAUUUGGUGGAAAGAUCAGAACCUUGAAUAGACAGUCCUAAAUCCACCACUUAGCAGGGAUGUGAUCUUAGACAAAUAACUUGUCCUUUGUGCAUCUGUGUAUCUCAGAUUCUUCAUCUGUAAGAUGCGCUCAUGAUAAUGGUACCUACCUCCCUGGGUUGUCUAAGGGUUGGCUGAGCUGACUUAUAUGAAAACUUAACCCUUAGUGUGCUCUCAGGAAAUGCUUCCCUUACAUGGGAUGACUUAGGAAAUACCCCCAUUGGGAGCUCAGGUUCUGCUGUUAACAUUAUCCCGAGACCUGGGUUUUGUUUUUUUGAUAUGUUGCUUCACAACCUUCCUGGGGAGUGCCACGAGCAAGAAUUAAGUAACGCCUGCAGAAUGGUUCCAUCUCCUUAGAGGAAAGACAGACAUUUUCAAACCGUGUACCUUCCUCUCUCCUUUCUGAACUUGCCAAUGUUACCUCUUGCCAUAAAUUGAUGAAAUGGGGUUGCUGGCAAAAUAACAGGUACAGGCUGUAUUAUCAUUGCUCAUUCCUUGGGGAGAUGGAGAAGCAACUGGCUGAGAAAUGUUUAGCAGAAAUAAUACUUGAGGACAAAGGCUGGUGCAUAACGAAACCGUCGUGUAAAUCAAGUUUAGAAUGUAAAUCAAGGGCUCCAUUAAUAUUCGGUGUUUUAAUGGAAGAAACACCUGCUGGGCUAUCAAUAAAGGAGCUUUGCGGAAACCUCGAAAUUGUCAUUUCCUUAACUACUUGAGCGCCAGGCCUCUUCACAGAGUUCCCACUGUCCAUUUCUACACCUAGAUGCCAGAAUGCAUUUUAGAAUUGUUACGCAUCAAGGGCACACACGGCUUUGUUUUAGGGUUAGGAAGAGGAUUUUUUAAAGUUUUCUAUAAUGUGGAAAAUGGGAAACUAAAGAUUUUUAUGAUGUUACUGUGAACUUUGGGGGAAAAAAGUCAAGGUACUUCAUUUAAUUUAAAAUAAUGACUUACAUCAUAGUGACCCAGACUAGAGACUCUGGUGUCAGACUGCCUGGGCCAUUUAGUAGCUAUGUGACCUUGUGCAAGAUACUUCUCAUACCCCUGUGCUUCCUCAUCGGUAGAACUCGGACAGCAGUGCCUGCUCACAGCAGGUGCUUGGGAAGUGGCAGUGGCCCUUAUGGAAGGUCAGUUAGUCCUCUGCGCUCAGUAGGUGGGUGGGCAGUGCACGUGGGCCACCACAAUGGGGUGGCAACUUUAGGCUCCCACGUUCAGGCCCCUCCUCCGUGCGGGGAUGGUGUCCACUCC